UAUGAUGAUGCUGAUGAUGCUGCCAUUUCAUCAGCAAAUUUUACAAACAUUCUUUCAUCCGUUAUUAUAAGAUUCGAUUUUGCAAAUGGAUUAAAAACAAGCUUUGAUCUUAGAUUCGAUCACACUCCUGCUUCAUGAUUAUGGUUCUCGGUAUGAUUGCGGAAACUAGUUGCAUAGGCUGUUAUUUGUAACAAAAACCUGCUCGGAUGUGAGUGUGGAUGCUUUGCUUGGGGACGCGGCUUGUUUUUCAAACAAUGAAGACGAUGGGUUUUGCCUUUGCAAGACAUUAAGAGGCUUAACUAAGAUCUCAUGAGAUAUGGAAGCUAUAUGGCUAUACCAGUUCCGACUGAUCGUCAUCGGCGACUCGACAGUGGGCAAAUCUUGUCUGAUCAGACGUUUCACAGAGGGGCGUUUUGCGCAGGUGUCUGACCCCACAGUCGGAGUGGAUUUCUUUUCCCGUCUGGUGGAGAUCGAGCCAGGCAAACGCAUCAAACUGCAGAUCUGGGACACAGCUGGACAAGAGAGGUUCAGGUCUAUUACCAGGGCAUACUACCGUAAUUCAGUGGGAGGCCUGCUGCUGUUUGACAUCACUAACCGUCGCUCCUUCCAGAAUGUCCACGAGUGGCUGGAGGAGGCGCGCAGCCACGUGCAGCCACACAGCAUCGUCUUCCUGCUGGUGGGCCACAAGUGUGACCUGGAGCCGCAGCGGCAGGUGAGCCAGCAGGAAGCGGAGAAGCUGGCGGCCGCCUACGGCAUGCGCUACGUGGAGACGUCGGCGCGCGACGCUAUUAACGUUGAGCGCGCUUUCACGGAGCUGACACGUGACAUCUUUGAGCUUGUCAAACGCGGUGACAUCACCAUCCAAGAAGGCUGGGAAGGGGUGAAGAGUGGCUUCGUGCCCAACGUGGUGCACUCGUCUGAGGAAGUGACCAAGAGCGAUCGCCGCUGCCUCUGCUGAUUGACCGUGCCCUGCAGCCGCCAUCAUGCUUCUCCUCCGCAAACCUUGUCAUAUUGUGCUCCUUAAGCUUGGCCUCUUACACUGCCUUGUCGAUCGGUGAGCUCCUGAACACAGCUGUAAAUAGCAGAACCCAGAUCCAUUUUAGGACACGUCUAGGUUCCUCCAACUCCACUCCUGAGUAGUUCUGCAAAAACACAGGCCUUGAUCUUGUUUAAAUAUCAGUUUAAAGCCACAUUUUAUUGUAAAACAGAGAGAGCUCUGAACUAAACUGGAUGGACCAUUCACAGAAGAAAGUGUAACCAGGAAGUGUGUUACAUUAGGAAUCUUUAAAUAAGUAAAUGCAUUGCCUCCUUGACAUUGUCUUGGUCUUUUGAACCCAAGACAAAUUCUGACAUUAGUGUCCUGUUCUCCUGCAAGUGAUUCAUGGAGACAUGAAAAGGGAGAAUCAUACUAAUCAAAUGGUCACCAUAUCUUUUUCAGUUGGUACAUUGUGUUUUACAUUAUUAUUAUUAUUAUUAUUAUUAUUAUUAUUAUUAUUAUUCUCUGCUAUUUAUAUCAUUUUAAACAAUGUGAUCUCUGUCCACAGGAAUCAUGCAGUGAGCUUUUUACUGAACUUACUUGCUUAUCUGGUUUGCAUAUCUAACUCCAUUACUGCUGUGAAUACAAACUUCAUAAUUUGGUUAUUCAUAAAUGAAUUACAUGGAGUCACUUCUGAUGUUUGACUAUUAAUCGGGGUGUCGAGGUGGAAUAUUUUGGAGGUUUGAAGAAGCUCAAGGUUGUAACACAAACACUGGUCAAUCACCUGUCAUUGGUCGCUUUCUGUUUAGAAAUUUGACAUAGCUUUUAAUAUAACAUUUUAUUGUCUUAUCCUCGCUAUUAUUCUAGCAUCUUGUCUCUUUUUCCUUUCUGAUCCAGUCUUUAAACGAACAUUCGGAAUGGGAUCUUCUUUAGAGCUUUAACUCUUUCAUAUCCAUGGAAAACAAAUGUAUUGUUUGACUAUUAACCAAUACAUUGUCAUUUAACAGGUUGAAACAACUAUUAGCUACUGUAUGUAUUUAUUGAUCUUGUAUGAAAGAUGAAAUGUAAUACCAAUAAAAUGUGACA
Molecule: messenger RNA, 2062 nt
Organism: Clarias gariepinus (North African catfish)
Lineage: Eukaryota; Metazoa; Chordata; Actinopteri; Siluriformes; Clariidae
Gene: rab39ba
Product: RAB39B, member RAS oncogene family a
Exons: 3
Coding region: 317-958 (213 amino acids)
Biological process (GO): Rab protein signal transduction
Cellular component (GO): Golgi membrane
Molecular function (GO): GTPase activity; GTP binding
Source: RefSeq, a predicted model, not a curated record